AUGCUCAAACCCAUCCUCUCCUCCAUCCCUCUCAACGUGCCUUCUCGUCUCACCUCUCACAAAGAGCGUAAAGAUGUCAGGGCGAGAGUAAUGUCCAACAGGAUCAACCCACUGCUUCGCACGAUAUAUCUCGUCAAAGUCCAACUCAGCAUAGACAAUGCCCUCCCAAUCCGCUGGGAGAGGGUCCGUAAUACUCCGCCCACCGGGCGCAAUGACCUCAGUGAACCCACCUCCGACAACAGCCGUAUGAGGAAGUUCCUCACUGGCGCCGUCCUGGCCAGGACUGUCAGUGGCGGCCGCGGUGUCGGUGGGCAGGAGGCCAUUGGCCUUGAGACCCUUCUUCGUUUGGAUGGAAGACUCGAGGAUAACGAAGACGCCGCCUUCAUUGUUGGUAUCACGGUGGAAGAGCAUGACACCGGCCCAUGUGUAGAUAACCCGUACUGUGCCCCGCGGCCAGGGCCGGCGUUCUCUGGAACUUGUAUUCUCAACUCGGCCCUAACAUUUCAAAAAACGAGUCGCGCGAGAAUGGACGAGAGCAAAGUAGCGAGCGCAGAGACAGCUAACGUUAUGGACCUUGACGGCCAGCCUGGUGUUUCCUACAGUUUCGAGCCCGCGCCUUCUUGGGUUAGGUUCGUUCCUGGGCCAACACCAACCUAUCGUUUCAACGGACUGUCCCCAGCUGCCUCGCGCAGAGGAGUAAUCAUGGCAGGCUGCGCUUGUCUCAUGAUAUCUGGCAUCAACGUCGCAUUGAUGGGGAGCGUUUCGUCAACACCAUCUUAUCUGGAGUGCACUGGCCUCACAGACGGAUCAAAACACACGAAACGUCUGAUCGGUCUCAUCAACGCCAUAUACUGGGUCGGUGUCAUUAUCGGCGCGUUGAUGAUCGGACCCAUCUCAGACAAAGUCGGACGGCGCCGGGCCAUUUUCAGCGCUGGAAUAUACGCGAUGGUCGCGAUCCCAUUGUUUGCGUCUCUGCAGAACUUCGGCUGGGCAUUGGCGUUGCGCUUUCUGAACGGUUUGGCGACAGGGUCAUUCGACUCGGUUGGUCUGAACUGGUCGGCGGAGUCCAUCGACCCUAGAAUGAGAGGCCGAGCAAUCGGGUUGCAGAUGUGCUGCGCUGCACUGCGAGCCAGUCAGUCAUACUUCCUAGUAUACGGGAUAUCGAAAGGGACGAACAGGGAGAUUCUGUGGCGGUUUCGGAUUGCCUACCAAUGCGUCCUGAUUCUGCUUGUCUCCGGCCUUGUGUGGAUUCUUCCGGAAUCUCCGCGAUGGCUGGUGCGGAGGGGUCUUAUCGAAGAGGCAAGAGGCAUCUUGCAUUCGAUACAGGAGCGCCAGAUUGAUGGUGUCUUUGAAACGGCCAAGAAGGUUGACGAAGAAAUUGUUUCCAUUUAG
Aspergillus mulundensis is the source of this 1392-nucleotide messenger RNA. RefSeq lists its product as uncharacterized. The coding region runs from base 1 to 1392 and encodes 463 amino acids. Gene Ontology annotation, cellular component: membrane. The record is from RefSeq and is a predicted model, not a curated record. Gene Ontology annotation, molecular function: carbohydrate:proton symporter activity. NCBI's taxonomy places the organism in Eukaryota, Fungi, Ascomycota, Eurotiomycetes, Eurotiales, Aspergillaceae. Gene Ontology annotation, biological process: transmembrane transport; carbohydrate transport. The transcript has 2 exons.